Molecule: messenger RNA, 3303 nt
Organism: Acromyrmex echinatior (Panamanian leafcutter ant)
Lineage: Eukaryota; Metazoa; Arthropoda; Insecta; Hymenoptera; Formicidae
Gene: d4
Product: double PHD fingers d4
Biological process (GO): nervous system development
Cellular component (GO): nBAF complex
Source: RefSeq, a predicted model, not a curated record
UAUCACUUCCGGGAAGAAACCGGAGCGACAUCAUGUAGUAUGUGGCAUUACGGGACGAGGAAGGUAACGGGAAACGAGACGUGGUGCGCGUGAAGGCGUCGUGGACUACAACUCCGAAAAUGACGACGGUGGCGAUUUCCCCAGCUAUGGCUCAUAAUAACAGCGGAAUAAUACAAGUGGUGAACGAAAGUAACCUAAGUAAAAUCGAGAGCUUCCUCAACGACACGGCUUACAGAGAAGCCAUUGAGAAUUCUUCCAAUUAUAAUAGCCGAUUAUGCCGGGAACGACGUCUUCGCAUGCCCUUUCUCGAUUCACAAACGGGUGUUGCACAAAAUCAUUCUGCACUUUUUAUGUCCUCGAGAGAAAGAUUACCAGGCUUGUUACAUGGUCAGAUUUAUACUUAUCCAAGUAAACGAUGGCGAAAGAAACGUCGACAAUAUUUAAUGCAUUAUUUACAUCCAAAACGAGGACUAAGAGGAGAUACAGAAGAUGGAACAGAAGGUGUAGAAACUAUUACGCAUGUAAAUGAUGAUAGCAAAGAUUCAGUAGCACUUAAAGAUGAACAUAGUAAAGAUGCUUGGUAUUAUGAUGAACAAGAUAUGUUAGACAUGGAUGCCUAUGAAGAACCUGAUCCUGAUAGCGAUUAUGAUUAUGAAGAGAGCUAUAGCAGUAAACGUAAACGCAGAAAAACACGUGGAGGUGGUCAUCAUCCAGCUCGUAGUCAUCCACCUACCACAGAUAGUCCAGGCGGCAAACGUACAAAAGGUGGUGGCCGUGGACGCAAAAAGACCAACUACGACUCUGUUGACACUGAUAAACCGUUCGUUUGUGACCUAUGCAGCGCACGGUAUAAGACCAGACCCGGUCUGGUCUACCAUUACGGUCAUUCCCACUCUACUUCCUCCGGUGAUCCUGCUAAGGAACUAAGUCCCAGUCCUGCCGAAGUUGAACCUAGGAGUGUUGCAGACACCGCUGCUUCGAACCAGCCAGAGUAUAAGAGAGAAGAAAAAGAUCAUCCUAUAGGUGGUACACGUCGGGGUCGUCAAAACGCUACUUCCUCGAAUACCUCGAGUCCUUCCCCGGCGGCGCCUACCGCCGCACCCACUGCGGGAACGGCGUCGCAGCCGCAGCAGUCGCAACAGCAGCUGCAAUCGGCCGUGCAGCCGCCAGUUGCUCCGGCGUCACCUACCAUCCCACCGACCAAGGAAGAUCAUCUCCCGACGGCAUCUUCGCCUGGCGGUACCGCCGUUUCUUCGCUGCCGCCCGUAGAAACCGCAGGCACCACGGGCGGGCCACCCACACCCGGAGGACCAUCCGCGGAGAAGAAGAUCGGCGGUGGCAAGUCGUCAGCGGCGCAGCCGUCCCCGUAUUGCGACUUCUGCCUGGGUGAUGCACGUGAAAACAAGAAGACUGGUGGUUCCGAGGAGCUGGUGUCGUGCAGCGAUUGCGGCCGCUCAGGGCAUCCAACUUGUUUGCAAUUCACUGCAAACAUGAUCGUUUCUGUUCGCAAGUACAGGUGGCAGUGUAUCGAAUGCAAAUGUUGCUCUAUUUGCGGCACUUCGGACAACGAUGAUCAGUUGCUGUUCUGUGACGACUGUGAUCGUGGCUACCACAUGUAUUGUCUGUCUCCGCCUCUUGCAUCACCUCCCGAGGGCUCCUGGUCUUGCCGCUUAUGCAUAGCCGAAUUUCAUCGCCGUGAUUAAGUCCACUUUCAUAGAUAAGUCACGGAGCUAUCCAUUCGCUGUGGUAUAGCGGUCAUCUUAUUAGGAGAAUUAGGAGAGUAUUCACGGGCUCAUCCAUAUACUAUAGUAUUACUUAUACGGCGUUUACACACCGGCAAAUUUAUUCGAGAAGAAGAAAAGAAAAACUGAAUGGCAACUUCAUCGAUUUACUAUUUAUUAUGAAAUUUGCAUUGAUCAUCAAUUACCCGGUUAAAUUAAAUUAUGUUAAUGAUAAUGAUAAUGAUAAUAAUAAUAAUAAUAAUAAUAAUAAUAAUAAUAAUUAAGAAGAUACGUUUAUAUAGCAUACUACAUUAGAUAUCUCAGGCACUGGUGAUCUCAACGAGAUAAAGAUGUAAGGAAACACAUAUUUAUAAUUUAACUGAGGUAGCUUCUACGAAUAGAUGUAUAAAGAUAUGCCGCAACCCAACUGUUAGCAAGGUUCCAUAAGUGGAACGGAGACAAAGAGAUUACUAAUUUUAAAGACAAAGACGGAGUUCGAUUUACCGAUGAUGUUAGAUUUUACAUUCGUACUGAACAAAGUGUAUUUUUUGCUCAUUUUAGAAACUGACGCGUGUGUAUAUACACUCUACAGCGAUAUUACUACGUGAACGAACGAAACGAACGAUAGAGAUUUAAUUAAAGAUCGCUAAAUAGGACAAUACUCUCCUAGUUCUAGAUUCUACUCUACUCUUAGUCAAUGAUAUUUGAAAUUUUGUUGCUUUCCAAACUUUUACAGUUGCUUAAAUUUAAAAUUUGGCGAUCUUUCGAGUUUUCACAUUAACUCUUAGCUCCUCGCUAUCGACUUGACUCGGGCCACGUUUCAUAGAAAAAGAGGAAUACGGAAAAGAAAACGAAAGAAUUCAUAUUCUAGAUCAUGAUAUUAAUAGUAUUUGUUCCAUGAAUAGUGAUAAAUAGAAUAUUAUCUGUUUCUCUGUAUGUAUCAUGAUACUAAAAGCUUUUACACAUAGCUAUUAGUAGCGGACAUAGCUGUCAUAUACAGACUUGCAGUACUGGAGGAAAAUUAUAUUCUACAUGUUCUUCGUCAUUUAUAGCUCAGUAUUUUUAUAUUUUAUAUAUUAAAUGUACUUAAUUUAAGACGGCGCUGUGGGUGAUAUUUGGUAUAUAUAUUCGUUGAUUAAUACAAAAACCUCCUUUUUCAAUUUAUCGAUCUUAUAUUACCGCCUAAUUGUAUUAUCAUUAGACUCAUACACUCAAAUUUCUAUCAACUCACUCUUAAGUUCUUUUUUUUUUUCUAAUUAGAGCGACGGAUUUAUAUUUUAUAUUGCUUAUUUUUAACAUUAUGUAUACAAAUUUGAAAAUAAACAUUAGUUUAUACAAAUCGGAUUAUUAAGUUUAGAACAGUCUUAUUGCGUGCCAUUGUAUACUUCUUAUUCAACUCUCUCUCUCUCUCUUUGCAGGAGAAAGAAAUAUAAUAAACAAUAUGACUCACGAACAGGUGCUAUAUUUCAGGGAUUAGCUUUUCUUUCGAAUGUUACGAUUACUUUUGUAAUAUUGGCAGCGAUGUUUUAAGCCAAGGGGCACUACAUUCUACGAUUAUAGUAAAUAAUUAUUAUCCACAAAA